AUGACGAACGCGAGGGCCCAAAGCGAUCAGGAGGAGGAUGGCCGAAUGGGAUGGGCCGUGGAGACUGUUCGCGGCGAGGCGGGAAUAUUGAUCGGAAAACGACGAGCAUACGAAAAUAUGCGUUCAGAGAGCCGCCCGAGAGAAAAGAAGGUACGUGUACAGAGCCGUUUAAAAAAGAGACAAUGUGAUUACAGAAUACGAUGCGAUUACAUACAGGGCUGCUGUUUGCAACAGGUCACGAGCUCCGAUGGAAGAUGUGUGUGUUCUGGCACUCAUUUCAUAUUUUCAGUGUGUUUUACUAAUAAUUAUCGUCAUUUCGGUCCGAAACAAGUGUCGGUAAGUCUUUUUUGAAAUUAGUUAUGAAUUUUUAAAGUAUUCGAUCCGAACUAGUGGUGUCCGCCCUUAGUGCGGGGAGAUCGGACGAUGUGAACAUUCUCAAACAGAUUUCGUAUUUUUUCAGUGUUCAAUGUUACAAAAACAAAAAAGGAAAAACGUUUGACCACUGAGCGGAUCGAACGCCCAACCUUUCGAUCUGGAGUCGAACGCGCUACCAUUGCGCCAAGCAGUCAUGUUAGAAACAAGUGUACGAUGGCUAUGAUAACGGCGAAGCGCAUCAUCGGAGAGAUAGGACAGGCCUGCACCUCUGGCCGUUUUCUGAUUUGUAGUUUCUGUGUUUCCGUGUGCAAAGUGAUAAGAACGAAUACACUGCAACUGAUUGAGAACUGAAAGGUUGUCGCAAAUACCCGCGGAACUAUUUUGUCCGACGUACAUUUGAAGUAGAAGUUAUUGAGAAGAGAUGAGUUAUAGAAACCUCUUUUUGCAGUGAUCUCUUUCUCCACUUCCCCUUUUCAUUGGUGUGUAAAGUCUACGUAUCUCUUCAUUCGUUUCCCCAACAUCUCUUUGAUAUCAUUUCUAUCUCAGUUAUUAUCAUUUUCUAAAUGAGAAACUUGCAAGUUUCUCCUGUCGAAUUCAGUUUGUCCCCACUUCCAAAAUUCUCUACACCUCCAAGACCCUCUCCAUGUUUGGUAAAUCUCUCGAAACCCGCUUAUCUGGUUCACAGCAGAACACAUGAACUUUGCUGGUCUCCACGUACCGUUUUCUCUAUUCCCCCCCCUAAACUCACUAGUCUUUUGUUCGCUCACUGAUUUUUGUAAUACCAUCUAUUUUCUUCAGACUCGUGAUUUGUCGUUGGCAACUAAUACGCGUCAGGAGUGUACGCAACUGUUAUCAGUUCGACUUCAUUGCCUUUGUUCCCAAAUUCUUUUUGAAUGCAAAGAUAAUACCUUUUCUCAGUGGGACGCUGAUUUUUGCUUAUUUCUUUAAAUCAGUUUUGUCAAUUAUCGUUUUUCAGAGAUGCCUUCAGUGAAGAGACGAAUGCAGAGCGAACUUCGCAACUAUCAGUUGGAGAAGAAAGAGGAAGACGGAGUUUUCAUUGAAAUGAAGGGCGAGGAUGUUCUCGAUCUCAAGGUUAGAAAGUUCCAGCCGUGAUAGAAAAAUCUGAAAAAAAUUCGCAAAAAUCGGAAAUAUUCUGAAUACUCAUCCGAAUUUUUUUUCGGAUUUUUCCUGAAUUUUCUCGAUUUUAUGUGAAUAUUUGAAGUGUUCAGUACCGCUUGUCAGAUGUUUUCGGCUAUUCUCGACCUUUUCUGCUUUAUUUUUCACUCACUGAGUAUUUGUUGCAAAAUGUUAAAUUCAGAGAACAUUGCGAGGCAAACGACUGAAAUCUAAUACUCAAAUUGCAGUUUUCAGGGGUAUAUCAAUGGAGUUAAAGGAACUCCAUACGAGGGUGGCAUUUUCGAGCUGGAUAUCAAAAUUGGAGAGGAUUAUCCUUAUCGAGCUCCCAUGGUUCGUUCACUUAUUCUGGGCUCCAGUUCACCUCGACCAAUUGCAGAUCAAGUUCGUCACCAAAAUCUGGCAUCCGUCUGUGAACCCUUUUAAUGGAAGUGUGUGCCUGAACGCGCGCAAUGACGCGUGGCCGGUACCGAUGACAAUCUACAAAACUCUUCUGACGAUCCAAUCGUGGAUGUCGACAAUUGACGCGAAAGAGCCGAUUGAUGUUGAGAUUUUGGAGCAGGCAAUCAAGAACACUGCAGUUUUCGAGGUAAAUUUCACGAAUCUUCGAAAUGCUUUACUUUUCUUCGCAGAAAACUGCAAAUUACUGGGCGUGGAAGUUCGCAGGCGGGAGAAGACCAUCAAAUUGGGAUUAUGAGAGUAAAGUUCAGGUUCUGAACAGGUUGACCAGAGAUGAGGUGAGGAAAUCUGACAGAUAAGUGAAAAAAGUUCGUUCACUUUUCAGAAUCUGGCAAUUAUUGCUCUCAGCUAUCACAAUUGGGUUCUACCAAACGGUGUCGGACCACGUACCCCCUAG
This is a messenger RNA of Caenorhabditis sp. 36 PRJEB53466, 2365 nucleotides long. The record is from the annotation of a GenBank genome assembly. NCBI's taxonomy places the organism in Eukaryota, Metazoa, Nematoda, Chromadorea, Rhabditida, Rhabditidae.